Molecule: messenger RNA, 3521 nt
Organism: Myzus persicae (green peach aphid)
Lineage: Eukaryota; Metazoa; Arthropoda; Insecta; Hemiptera; Aphididae
Product: putative RNA-binding protein 15
Exons: 3
Coding region: 450-2720 (756 amino acids)
Biological process (GO): regulation of alternative mRNA splicing, via spliceosome
Cellular component (GO): nucleus
Molecular function (GO): mRNA binding
Source: RefSeq, a predicted model, not a curated record
UAGUACACUGUUUAUGAUAUGUAAAAAGGUUUUUAAGCCAUUUUGUAUUUUUGUUUAUUUCCAUCAUCCUUUUCGCCUCUCCACCGUGUUUAUAUAGUAUAACAUUCCUUAGAAGUUAAAGAAGUGAAUUGUGAUUUGUGAUUCCGACACGCCGCACGUUAUAUUACAGAAUUUAAUAUAUAAAUUUAUAUAAAUUAUAUAAAAUAUUGUAAUAAUUUAUGAAACCAUAGAAAUUUGGAAUGCUAAAGGCUGAAAUGCAUCAUGUAGUUGCUGCCUGCUGAAGAUAGGCUGUUUUCCACAUAAAUACUUAUUGCUGUAACAACUAGAAUCCAAUCGUUUUUGAAUUUUAUUUUGCUUUGACGUCCGAUGAGCUUCAGUACAGUGACAUCUAUUGUGUUUGUUUUAAAAUUUAAUAAGUAUAUUUAUGGUUUUAUUGUGCGACAGUGUGAAUGACUGGAUUGCCUAAAGAUUUUAAAUCGAAAAAAAUCACCGUGAAAAUUGAUAACAUGAAACGCAGAAGCUAUGGUGAUUCCCCUCCUAUGUCUCGUAAAAAACGCCAUAGCAGUAUUAAUAGGUAUGAUGGUAGUUCAGAUGAGCGAGGAUCCCCUGAACGUGUGCGUCGUAGAGCUCGCUCGCCACCUAGUCCAAGACCAUCUAGGUAUUCAGAACGUGAUGAAUUUGGCCGUUCUAGGGAUUUGGAUCGCUCGCACCCCACUUAUAAAGUAUUGUGUGUGAGUGCUUUACAUCCUAAAGCAAGUGACGAACAAGUUAAAGAAACGUUGUAUAGAGAAUACCGCAAAUUUGGUGAAUUUUCUGUCAGAAUAUCACAUGAACUAGAUGAAAGAGUUGCAUAUGUGUGUUUUAGAAGCUCAGACGAUGCUAGAGAUGCCAAACAUAGUAAGCCUAGAAUAAGUUUGUUUGAUAAAAUAGCUUUAGUCGCACCUGUUUAUGAAGGUCGUAGUUCUAGAGAUCAUUAUGAACCAAGAGCUAGACGUUCUCGAUCCCGAAGUUUUUCUCCAGAUUUUGAUCGAUACUAUCAUAGAUCUCCUAUUCCUCAAGAACUUCAUAGACCACAUCCAGCUGAUAGGUUUUAUGAAAGGUUACCGUAUGGUGCUCUUCCCCCCAUGCUGCCGCCACGAGAUUUCCGAGAAAUAGGUUUGCCACCAUUACAUCCUCAUGAACUUAUGAUACCUCGAGGACCGUUACUGCACCAUGUGGCUCCUAUGCACCCUCAUUUAGGGCCGAUCCAUCCAUUGUAUGGACCACCAAGACAUUUUAUGCCACCAUUUAGACCACACCCUCAUCCUCACUUGUUGCAUGACAAAAAAGAUAAAUUUCCAAACUAUUUGCAACACAUUCCACCAGAAGACGACCCAUUAGCCACACGUACACUGUUUGCUGGAAAUUUAGAAAUUUCUAUUUCAGAUGAAGAACUUCGCCGUAUAUUUGGUAGAUACGGAGUUGUUGAGGAUAUUGAUGUUAAAAGACCAUUGCCAGGAACAGGAAAUGCAUAUGCAUUUGUUCGUUAUCAAAAUUUAGAUAUGGCUCAUAGGGCUAAAGUUGAAUUAUCUGGUCAAUAUUUAGGCAAAUUUCAAUGUAAAAUUGGCUAUGGAAAAUCUACACCAACGCAACGAAUAUGGGUUGGUGGUUUGGGUCCUUGGACAUCACUUGCUCAGCUAGAAAGAGAAUUUGAUAGAUUUGGUGUUAUUAAAAAAAUUGAAUAUGUCAAAGGUGAUAUUUGCGCCUAUAUACAGUUUGAAAGCAUUGAUGCAGCAACUGCAGCUGUCAAAGAAAUGAGAGGAGUGGCUUUAGGAGGCCCAGAACAUAAACUAAGAACAGAUUUUGCUGAUGGAGGUGUCUGUGGCAGUCCUACAUUAACCUAUUCAUCAAAGUCAAAGUCAUCUCAUGAUGAUGUUGCAGCGACUGCAGGAGAUUUACGCGAUCUAGCAAGACGAGAUGAAUAUCCAUAUGGUUGGCCAGAUGGUGAGUAUCCAUCUUAUAGUUCCAGAAGUUAUCGUAAAAGUCGUACAGAAUAUGGUGAAGAAAGUAGAGAAUUUGGAAAUUAUGAUAACGGUCGUUCAUUCAAGCAGCAUUCUGUUUCUGAUAUUGGUUCUCCUCGAUCACCACUUCACCAAUCGAUUGACAGUGAUGUAGAAUCCGAAGAAGGAGCAAUACAAUCUACAGGUCCAUUAAGUUCUGUUCGUACUCUUGGAGAUUUGGCUCUUGUAUGUUCUGAUAUAUGGCAAGGCAGUCUUGUAUUAAAAAGCUCUCAGUUCCCAGCUAAAUGCUAUUUAACUUCUGGUAAUCCAAAUGUCAUAGAAUCAAUGAUGAAAGAUGAAGAUGGUAAAUCAACUUUACGCAUAACCCAAAGGUUGCGUUUAGAUGAGCCAAAGUUGGAAGAUGUUUCUAAACGUAUAGUAACUGCUGAUAUGCAUGCUGUAUUUUUGGCAAUGCCUUGUUCUACUAAUUCAAUUGCAAACGAUGAUGCAUUGGUACAAAUUAGACCGUUACGUAAUUUAGUAUCCUAUUUAAAACAAAAAGAGGCUGCUGGGGUUAUAUCAUUAAUAAGUAAAGAUCCUGAACCAGCCGGUGUAUUAUAUGCAUUUCCUCCUUGUGAGUAUUCAGCCAAAUUAUUGAAACAGAGUGCAAAGAAUUUGAGCAGUGAAACAUUAAAAGACGAUCAUUUAGUUGUAGUAGUAGUUAGUGGGGGUGUUUCAUAAUAAGACAUUCAUUUUUUAACUAAAUUUUUAAGUAUAUUUACUUAAUAAUAUAUAUACGGGACGUAUCCAUUUUUUUUUUUUUUUAUAUCAACAAAAUUUAAUAAUUAGAUAGUAUUAAUUAUUAUAAGUUCUAAUAAUUCUAGAAUACAUUAUAGGUUAAAUAUUUUUUACUGACUAUAAGUUGAUGCUACAAUGUUUAUGUUCUUAAUUUGAAAGCAUAUGUCCACAACAAGACAAGUUAUUGUGGCUUAUGGAAACUGUGUAAACAUUUUUAAUAUGUGCUUACAAUUUAAUGAAAUAUUUCGGUUUAAUUAAUUCAAGUUUACACGCACAGUUUAUUUAUAUAAAACAUGUGGAGUGCGUAACAUAAUUUAUACAGAUUGUGCUGCUAUGCCUAGUUCGUAGAAUACUAUUAUAAGUUUAUUAAUGUGUAUUAAAGUGAUUCAAUAUUUUUGAUAACCAUUUAAAAUAUUAAAAAAUGCAUUAUUUUAUUAUUGAUAAGUGUUAAUAUUUAUACCAGUUUAAUUAAACCGUUUCUCUUAUAUUUUUGAAAACAUGGUGUAAAUUAUCAAGCAAUCCAAUCUUGGAUUGUUCAGUAAUAUUUUUUGAAGUGUUGUAACUAUUUUAGACAGAUGAAUACUUUUAUAAUUAAUUAACUAAUCUUGUGCGUUAUUGUAGCUUUAUGAUGAAGUUUCAUUCGCGAUUCAACUGUUAUUCUUUUUUUAAAAUUAUCUUAAUUCAUGUAUGACACAGUAAUGUUAUUUUUGAAAAUUUAAAUUAAUUACAUAAUUAAAUAUUGAA